CGAUCUAUAACAUGAAUUUCUAUGGCACUAGUGAAAUAAAUGUGACGUGGCUCUAGGUUGCAUCCCGGAAGAAGGCAGCUUUAUUUGCGUAUGCCGAGAGGAGCUGGAGUGUCACUUGUACGUGAUUAAAAAAGAAACCCUAAUUUAAAGAAUAAGGAUGGUGACUGACGUCCAGCUGGCCAUCUUUGCCAACAUGCUUGGCGUGUCGUUAUUCCUGCUGGUUGUGCUCUACCAUUAUGUUGCUGUAAAUAACCCCAAGAAGCAGGAGUAGGUUUCACUACAAUGACCCGUGAAGUGAGAUAGUUGGAGUCCUAAUCUUCCCUUGUAGAAGAUGAAGUUCUGUUGCACCAUCCUUUUUUAAAUCUAUUAAAAAUGUCUGAAUUCAA
This is a messenger RNA of Xiphophorus couchianus (Monterrey platyfish), 386 nucleotides long. RefSeq names its product oligosaccharyltransferase complex subunit 4 (non-catalytic) (gene ost4). The transcript is spliced from 3 exons. The record is from RefSeq and is a predicted model, not a curated record. The coding region runs from base 158 to 271 and encodes 37 amino acids. Gene Ontology annotation, cellular component: oligosaccharyltransferase complex. Lineage: Eukaryota; Metazoa; Chordata; Actinopteri; Cyprinodontiformes; Poeciliidae.